Molecule: messenger RNA, 2325 nt
Organism: Pediculus humanus corporis (human body louse)
Lineage: Eukaryota; Metazoa; Arthropoda; Insecta; Psocodea; Pediculidae
Product: monocarboxylate transporter, putative
Exons: 8
Coding region: 1-2325 (774 amino acids)
Biological process (GO): monocarboxylic acid transport; transmembrane transport
Molecular function (GO): monocarboxylic acid transmembrane transporter activity
Source: RefSeq, a predicted model, not a curated record
AUGGAUGACAUCGAUUCAUCCAAGUUAGAUUCGAUGGGAAAUGGUAAACAUAAAAUUGCGACCGGUCCUCUUGCCGAAACGGUUGAUAAUCCAGAAGAAAUGGAAAAACUUAAUCAUGUGAAAGAAGGGGUGACAAUGGAUGAAAAGUUGAAAAGUUUAGUGGAAUCGAAUGGUACAACGAAAGAAACAAAAAAAAGAAAACAUCACAAAGCAAAAAAUGAACGGCCGCGAGUACAAUUUCAUCAGGAUGAAACCAUCGAUGAAAGUAGUUCUUCCGAUUCCUCUUCAAGUUCUAGCAGUGAGUCUUCAGACUCAAGCUCGGAAGACUCAAGUCAAGAAAAUUAUUCAGAAACACAAGCUCCAGAUGGUGGAUGGGGUUGGGUGGUCGUAUUUUCAUCUUUUUUGGUGAAUAUGAUAGCAGACGGUGUCACAUUCUCGUUCGGUGUUAUUUACGUUGAAUUUCUUCAAUACUUUGGAGAUUCGAAAAGUAAAACUGCUUGCAUUGGAAGUUUAUUUAUGGCCAUGCCCCUUCUUUCCGGUCCGAUAGCCAGUAUUUUAACGGAUAGGUUUGGAUGUCGACGAGUAUCCAUUUUCGGAGCCAUUCUUGCUUCCCUCGGGUUCGUCAUUUCGUCUUUCACAGAUUCAAUCGAAGUUUUGUUUCUCACGUUUGGAGUUAUUUCAGGAUUUGGCUUGAGUUUGUGUUACGUAGCUUCUGUAGUUAUCGUGGCGUAUUAUUUUGAAAAAAGACGAAGUUUUGCCACUGGUCUUUCUUUUUGCGGUAGCGGAAUAGGAACAUUUGCUUUUGCCCCCUUAACCCAGUAUUUACUCGAAGAAUAUGGGUGGAGAGGAACGACGUUAAUUUUAGCCGGUUUUUUCUUGAAUAUGUGCGUUUGCGGUGCUUUGAUGAGAGAUCUUCCCUGGACUGUUAUUAAAUUUAAAGAGAAAAUGAUUGAGAAUCGUAAAAAAAGGAGGAGAAAGAAAAUUCGUAACAGGAGCGUUAGUUCUAACAAGUCUUUAAAAACCACCACUUCCAGCGGUGAAUCUACAUCACUCAUACAGCCGAACACGGAUGAAUUGCGUAAAAUGUUGACUAGUGGUCAAGAUGCUCAACUUAUAAUACCUAGAAAAACGGAACCACACGAAGACACCUUAAGUGUGCCUGCAACCGAUUUAAAAUGUACAUCUUUGGUAAACAUACCAAAUUUUAUUCAAAGCGGAGAAAGAGUUCCUUUAGAAGCCUUAGAAUUACUCAGCAAACAAAAGAACGUUUAUAGGUGCUUGGUUCAAAAUUAUCCAAAUUUAUUGGUGUCGUCUAGAAGUUGUAGCGAUUCCGGGUUAGCAAACGAAGUAUCAUCUCCUCAUUCCGGAAAAGUUGUUUCGCCUUUAUCCGUCACUCCGGAACGUCCCAAUUCUUUAGCAGUUUCGUCGAAUGUUAAAAAACCUCUACCCUUUUCUGGAAAGCAGUGGUGGGUCAAAAGAACUGACUCGACUCAAAAAAAAUUUUCGUUUGCGUAUUUGAAAAAUUUACGAGUUCACAGGCACAGUUUGACGUACAGAGGAGCAAUGCUAAACAUUAACAGAUACAGAUUAAGAGCAUCCAGUUGCCCUGAUAUUUAUCGUAAUUCUAUGACAACAAUAGCCGAGGAAAAAGACGAAAAAUGCGGAUGUUUGUACGAAUGUUGGGACUUAUUAGUCAUGUUAGAUUUUUCUCAUUUCUUGGAUGCCAGAUUUUUAUUUUUUGCCAUAUCUAACUUUCUUUUGUACACGUGGUACGACAUACCGUAUGUUUAUUUAGCAGACAAUGCCAUCGAAAGAGGUUUUUCAAAAACGGAAGCGUCUUAUCUCAUAUCAGCAAUAGGUAUUUUGAACAUGAUUGGAGAAAUUGCUUUCGGAUGGGUCGGUGAUCAUUUCAAUGCCAACAUUGCAUAUGCGGUUUGCAUGUUUUUAUGCGGAGCCGCAACUGGAGUUAUUCCAUUGCUUACAUCGAGCGUUACUCUGUACAUGGCCGCUGGAGCUUUCGGUUUUUUCAUAGCUGCCAAUUGCAGUUUGACGAGCAUUAUUCUUGUCGAUUUGAUUACGAUUGAAAAAUUCACAAAUGCUUACGGUCUUUUGUUACUCGUGCAAGGGAUUGCCAAUUUAGUUGGACCACCCUUAGCAGGUUGGAUUUACGACGUGACAAGCAGCUACGAUAUUUCAUUUUACGUAUCUGGAAUUUUCAUAUGCAUAUCCGGAGCAAUUUUACUAGUACUUCCGGCAAUAAAUAAAUUACGAAUAUACAAAGAGAAAAAAUCUCGUACAAACGACUACUUAAAAGAAUCAGCUUAA